AAAGUUUUUUGUAAAACUUAAAGUUCAUUUUGUUUAUAAAUUUUUUUUUAAAUUAAUUUUCCCCCAAAUAAAACGAAUUAAAUGUAUAUACAAGUUAAAUUAUUUAAUUACUACAACCUUCCCCACCAGCAAGUGUAAAUAAUGUAGAUAGAAAAUCGGUGCAAAAGACAAGAAAUGGAAAAAAAUGUCUUGUUUGUUAAGUUUGUUCUGCUAACAAAACAAAAAAAAUCCAAGUGCUAAAAUUCCAAAACGUAUUGGAGAAAAGUGCGUGUAUAUUAUUUUCGUAUAAUAAUAUCUUAUUAGUAGAUUAAUAAUUGUUAAUUGAUUGUUUGAUAAUAAGUUAAAUUAAACAUGUUUACGGAUACACCGAAAUUACAACCCAUCUCUACAAGUAGAAAAAACGACAAAAAAGUGCCUUCUAAUAAUGGCAAUCAAAACAACAACAACAGCAGCAACAAUACUAGUGGCGGUAACAAUAUUGCGUCCAAGCCAUCUAAUGCCUGCAGCACCAGCAAACCAGAGUUUAAUAAAAAUGUUGGCGAUACAGCAAAAGCGACAACUCAGGAUUCCCAACCAAAUGAUAAAAAAGACAACCGUUGCAAUUACGGCUCUUAUCGAAACAACAGCUAUCAAAAUCAAAAUUGCCCAAAAAACUAUAAAAAUCGCGAAUUUACUGAAUAUUAUACAAAUAAUUUUACACAAUCCAAUAAUUUCAAUUCCUACAAACGCCGGACGGAUUGGGACAGCAACAGCAGCAGCAACACAACAUACCGCUGGAAUUCAAAUCGUAAUAACAAUUAUCGCAAUAAUUAUAAAUAUUCCGAAAAUAGCUAUAAAGAGCGAGACGCAUCAUUUGCCGAAGAUUCAUUUCAGUACAAUAGUUUUAAUAACGAAGUCAGUAAAACCAAAGAAACUGAUCAAGUUGAAUCAUCAGCAACAACUGCAACCACAAAUACAAAAAAUACCAAAUCAUUUAGCAGUAAUAAGAAUAAUAAUAGUAAUCAAUCGUUAAAAACCAAACAAUUCAAGCAAAACAAAACUAAACUGAAAUUUUCGCAAAAAAAUAAACGACAAAACACCACAAACAAACCUACAUUAAAAAAUAACAAACCAAACAACUUAAACUCAGAAGAAAAUUUUAAAAAUUGUGCAGCGGGUAAAGAAUUAGAUUCCUCAAAGGAUUCUUUAAAUUUAACAUCCAGCAGUUUAGACGAACAAGUUAAUGAUAGUGAAGAAAAUAUUGAAAGCAGCGGAACUGAUAAUAAUUUGAUUGAGCAAAGUAAAGAACCAGAAACGAACUCCAUUGAACCCUUAAAGGAAGUUCAUUUGGAAACAAAUAAUUUAAGUGCCAUUACAUUGAAUGCAAAUGAGGAAAUAGUAGAACAGACUGAAGACUUUUUAAAUUCUAAAGUCGCAAAUACAUUUAAUCAAACCGCCUUUACAGAGACAACAUCUAGUGCUAUUCCAAUUGAGCCUAAAGCACCACACAACCAAGAGUCCGAAGAACCCAAAACAGUAUUAGAUAAUUUAACAGCCACCCCAUUCCAAGACACAAUCUCAACGAGUCCACCACCCCCGCACUCGACUGCUACAAGUGAAAGUGAACAUUUUGAAUUUCAUACACCCAAAAUAUCACUGAUACCCAUCUCACGCCUACUUGCCACCGAGUUUUGGGAAUCAACCAGCCACGAUAGCCUCGUGUUGGAGAAUUCCUGCAAGCUGCCAAAUACACCACAGAAAACGAUUUACAAACCCAAUUUGAUAAAACGCAAACGUAACGUAUCAACCUGCAGUAAUUCCUCGACGAGCAGUCUAACAAACAGUGCCACUGAUCGCAUAGUGGAGAAGUUGGUAACGAUGAAUAAAAUCAAUAUCAAGAAUAUAAUAAAUAGCAGUGAAACGAAGUACGACGAAGCUCUUAAAACCCAGGCGAGGAAAAGACUGCGCGAAGAAAUACGACGACAACUGAAGAGCAUGAAUAUCGAACCGCCAAAAGAUCCGAUUUGCAGCGACUUUGUUCCCGAUGAAAUAGUCGAUUCUAUCGAUAUACCCGAUGUGGUAUUCGAUGAGAUACGCAAAGCUUUGGGCCUGGAACUGUUCUCAUUUAACAAGGAAGUCCAUAUGAAAUCCAUUGAUGAAUUUGUCACAUCCGUAACAGCAGAAGAUAAUGUAACUGCAAUAACGCCAUUAGCCGAAGAAACAGAAACAUCAUCUGGCCAUACCGUACAAACUGCAACAUCAAUGGAAUUAGUUGAAAUGCAACCACAUGAGAAUAGUCCAAACUUGAAGAAACCUCCGUCACAGCCAGCUUCACCACCCCCCUCAAAAGUGAAAUAUGAAAUUAAGACAGAGAGUAAACAUACAUUGGAGAACACUAAAUCACCGGAGAGCCGCACAAAAUCCAAGAAACUCACAAAACGCAAAGAAUCUCGUAAAUCUAAAAGACAUCGAUCUCCCAAAAAACCCCGAGAAGAUGUAGUCGUUAUCAUAUCAUCCUCAUCUUCCUCGGAAUCAUCAUCAUCCUCGCAAUCAUCUUCCUCAUCAACGUCAUCCUCUUCAUCCUCAACGUCCAGUGAUUCAGAAUCGGAUGCCUCCGAAAAAAGUUCCACAUCGUUGGCCAAAAAAAAGCGUCUUAAACUAAAGAUGGAUGCCGAAAAUGUAGUCGACAGCUUUGAAAAGCUAAUCUUUUCCAGUCUAAGUGACAGCUUAAAAGAACGUUAUCGCACCAAAUAUUCCACAUCCAUUAACACCAAAUUGCAUUUUAUCUCAUGCAUUUGCACCAGUGACUACAACAGCGGCAAGUUUUCCAAAUUGCAAAUCGCCAAAGUGCAAAAGAAUCUAAAAUCCUCCGAUUGUUCCAUGGCACUGGAAUUUCUAAUGAAGGAAAUUGUAAAUGUUUUCAACAAACAAAAACAGGUGGCCAAAAUGGAUGACAGCAACAAGACUUCCAGGAGAGUGGAGAGUCCGCCAAAAAAGGAUUACACAAAAGAUUCGGCCAAAAAGGUCAGUAAUGAGAAUAUGGCCAAAGAAAAAUCUAGCAAUAGCAAAGCAUCAUCCAAAUUGACUGAUGCCGUUAAAACAAAAAGUGUCAAUGCGGCAGAAAAAGUUGUAUAUGCCGCCACCAAUAGUGAGAAACACAUUCAACAAUGUGUUAGCAAAGUUUUGUCUCUAUACCGACAGGAAAUGAAAGCCGCAAUGCAAGCAAAUGAAACGAAAAAUCAACCCUCAUCCACACAGAAAUCCUCAGCAACAGCUGAACAUCAAGCAAAGACUACCCAACAACAGCAACAAACAUCCUCAUCAUCAUCGACAUCGACAACUUCAAACAAUGACGAUAAUAAUGCUGGCCAUGCAAAACAUAAUGAAGAUGAAGCGCAUUUAAAAAAUCCAAUAAAUUGUCUUAAUCAACAGCAGCAGCAGCAACAUCAAACAACUCAACAACAAAGUGUAGCUAUUAACCGAGAUAAUGAGCAGCUCCAGCACUCAUCCAGCACAUUGGCAAAACUGCAACAAAGUGAUGACACUGCCAAGGAAAAGAUAUCAACACAAAUCAUACCCAUUCACUCAUUCUGCUCCUCCGACUACAGCAGCAAUGUAACCACAACUUUCAAUGGUAAUCUAAACAGUAGUAUUCUGGGCCUGUCCUCAGCCAGUUUCAAUCAGCAGCCCUCAUUUCCCAUUGUCGAUCUGGAGGAAUUAAAAAAACAGAGUCCAAUCGGAGAGGUAGUGGUUAACAAUCUGCGAGAAAUCGAUGUUAAACUAAUGGAGCUGCAUAAGAGGAAAAUGUAUCUGGAGGAAAUGGUACUGAAGUUACAAAAGGAUAAAAUGGAAGCCGAUCUCUUAACAAUAAAACUGCAAAAUGAGAAAUUUAUUUUACUUAAUACAGCCAUGACAGCCAAUGUUACAACGACUGCCAUGAAAAACAGCAAUAAUAAUAGCAACUGCAACAUGACUAAUGAUAACUGCAAGAGUAAAGCCAAACCGAAUGAAUCUUUGUCUUCAGUGAAGAAUAUCAAAAUAGAAACAUAUAAAUCAGCAGACACUAGCAAUGUGGAAGCUAAGAGAAAGGAAGAAAGGCCACCUAAAAAGAACUUAAAACCACGUAUGAUAAACAAAUCUCCUACCGCAAAAAGAAACGCGGUUACAGGAGCUAAGCGAAAAAUUCCACCCACCACAGCAGCAAGUGAAAGUCCGAAAAAACGCAAAAGAAUUGCUGUAUCGCAAAAGUCCACAACUAAAAAAUCUUCACAAAAAAAAGUGGAAACCUUCACCAAAACUCCGACUACAACUAAUGCAAAGUCUACUAAAGAAAAUACGGCUAAGGAAAAUAUUGAUUGCAGUACUUCCCUAGCAACUACAACUCCUCCACCACCACCACCAGCAACAUCACCCUCACCCACGCCUCCACCUCCCGAUCCACCAGCUACAGCUGAAGCCCAACCAGCCACAACAGAAAUCAAUAAUAAUCCUCAAAUAGAGGAUGCCACGAAAUCUCCGACAAACAAAUCGCUGUAUAAAAAUAUGCCUACGGGCAGCUUUGAGGGCAUCCGCAAUCCCAUCACACAAAUACGAAUAUUUGGGGAAUUUAUAUUUACCUCUUCGGAAGACGGUAAACUCUACAAGUUUGAUGUCAACACCCUUAAGCUCUUGAUGCAAUUUGCAAAACACUGUGAAGCUAUAACGCAAAUGUACUUAUGUCCGGAACGGAAAGUCAUCUAUACCACUUCUCUGGAUGGUUAUAUUAAGAAAUCAUCACUAGAGAAUUUCGCAUUGGAUAUACAAUCGGUGUAUUUACAAGAGCCUCUGCAAUCUAUCGAUAUACAAUGGGAUACCGCAUACAUUGGCAGUAGAUGGGGAAAUAUAUACACCUACAAUGUUGAGACAAAUUCCUUAGCGGAUAAACCUCUAUGUUCGACUGACUCAUCAAUCAUAUCAAUUAAGGCCACAAAAGAAGGAGUACGUAAAAUUCUAAUUGUCUCUUCCAAAGGAAAUCUAAUACAACUAAGAGAUGCUAAUUCAGGCCUACUGUUGCGUACAUUCGAUGUACCGGAAUCAAUAAAUAUCUACAGUUUACUUUUGAAUGAGGACGUCAUCUAUUGUGGCACACAAAAGAAAGAAAUACGAAAAUACGAUUUUGUGAGCGGACAAUAUUUGGGUGUAAUGACCUGUGGCAAUGGGGCAGUAAGCAUGCAAAUGUACAACAAUAGAUACAUAUUUGUGGGUUGCUAUGAUGGUUAUAUUUAUAUAUUGGAUAAAACAACAGAUAAACAAGUCGGACGCUUAGCUGGUUCUGGCAAAAUGAUAUUAACUUUAGAAAUUAUCGAAGAUAAGAUUAUUACUUCAGCGAAGGAUAAUACAAUGAAAGUAAUAGAUAUACCAAGUUAUUGUUUGAAAAACAAUGCUAAAAGAAAUUAAGAAGCAAAAUGCUAAAUGCCUUUUGCAUUACAACAUAGUUAAGAAAUAAACGAAAAAUUAAAUUCAUUAAAAAUAAUGCUAAUAAUUCAAUGAACAAGUUAAUGAAUGGGUCAUUAUAAAAAUUUAAUAUUUAAUUAAUUUUAUUUUAAUAUUUUAUUAAUAUUUAAUGCUCUAUUGCUUCAAUAUACAUACAUACAUAUAUAUAAUACAUAUAUACAAAUAUGAAUUUAUAAAAAGAUAAAUUUAGUUAUAUUUUCUUUUUUUAUUUUUAAUUGGAAUAACAUUUAGUAUACCAUUAUCCAUACCGUACAUACAAAAUGUUGCAUCAUUAAAAGUAAUAAUAAUAAUAAUAAUAAUAAUAAUGAUAAUAAUAAUAAUGAAAUAAAUCAUUAAUUAAAAAAAUACAUUAAUUAUAAUCAAUAUGGUUAAUAAAUGUGGUAACAAAAAUAAAACUAUAA
Messenger RNA from Calliphora vicina (urban bluebottle blowfly), 5873 nucleotides. RefSeq names its product serine-rich adhesin for platelets. Gene Ontology annotation, molecular function: RNA binding; protein binding. The record is from RefSeq and is a predicted model, not a curated record. Lineage: Eukaryota; Metazoa; Arthropoda; Insecta; Diptera; Calliphoridae. Bases 352 to 5415 code for a protein of 1687 amino acids. The transcript has 7 exons.